UACAUUUAUGUGACGUCAUUAUGGCCUGGUUGGGUUAGGUUUGCUUGGAAAUUUUUGUUAAAAAUCUUGUAUUUUAGUGUAAUAUAUGUUGUGCUACUUAUUUUAGAUUAGUAAUAUAAAUACCUCAUAGAGUAGCAGUAAUCCUGGUGCCAAGAAGUGUUUGUUUCGGCGACAUUCUCUGGCGAAAAUGAAUCGCCAUGAAGGAGUCAGCUGUGAUUCUUGUUUGAAAAAUAACUUCAGAGGACGACGAUACAAAUGUUUGAUUUGCAUCGACUACGACUUGUGCGCUGCAUGCUAUGAGUCUGGCGCUACCACAAACCAACAUACAACAGAGCAUCCUAUGCAGUGUAUUCUUUCUAGAAGUGAUUUUGAUUUGUAUUAUGGAGGUGAAGCAUUGGCCCUUGAGCAGCCUCAAGCGUACACUUGCCCAUACUGCAACCGCAUGGGGUUCACGGACACCGCCCUCAUGGAACACGUCACUGCAGAGCAUGCUGAUACCACGUUAGCUGUGGUCUGUCCAGUGUGUGCAUCAAUGCCUGGUGGAGAACCUAAUUUUGUAACUGAUGACUUUGCUGGUCAUCUCACACUUGAGCACAGGACUGGACCUAGAGAUCUCAUCUCAUUUCUGGACGAACCCAGUGGCAUCAGACACGGUGGCGUGCGCCGCGUGCCGCAGUCGGGCCGCGGCGUCGGCCGCGCGCGCCGGACUAAUAUGCAGUUUAGCACGGGCGGCGGCAUAUCGUCGCUGUCGCCGUCGUCGCGGGAUGCGGUGGUGGACCCGAUCGCCGAGCUGCUGUCGCAGCUGUCGGGCGUGCGGCGCGGCGCCGGCCAGACCGGCACGCCCAGCCAGCUGCAGCAGCUGCAGAUGCAGCUACAGCUGGAGCGGCAGCAGGCCUCGGUAUGUGCAGCGGCCAGCGAGCUAUCUGGUGGUCUGAAGAAAACGUGUUCAGUUGCUUUUCAGUAGCAAAAGCUACAUUUCCUUUAGAUGCAGAAGGUCUUAUUAUUAUCUUUUUUGACCUGGACAUUU
Messenger RNA from Ostrinia nubilalis (European corn borer), 1027 nucleotides. It is a transcript of the gene Kcmf1, whose product is annotated as E3 ubiquitin-protein ligase Kcmf1. Gene Ontology annotation, molecular function: zinc ion binding. Gene Ontology annotation, cellular component: plasma membrane. Bases 188 to 964 code for a protein of 258 amino acids. The transcript has 6 exons. The record is from RefSeq and is a predicted model, not a curated record. Gene Ontology annotation, biological process: synaptic signaling. NCBI's taxonomy places the organism in Eukaryota, Metazoa, Arthropoda, Insecta, Lepidoptera, Crambidae.